This is a messenger RNA of Gadus morhua (Atlantic cod), 2360 nucleotides long. RefSeq names its product zinc finger BED domain-containing protein 1. The transcript is spliced from 2 exons. Bases 700 to 2043 code for a protein of 447 amino acids. Lineage: Eukaryota; Metazoa; Chordata; Actinopteri; Gadiformes; Gadidae. Gene Ontology annotation, molecular function: protein dimerization activity. The record is from RefSeq and is a predicted model, not a curated record.
AAGAAACAAAUCAACAGGUAUAUUGCAACAAAAUAAUACGAGUCCACCUUGUGGUCAAUGUAUGGAAUGACACAUAGUCCACAGAGCAAGAAAACACUGCCUGCAGGUACAUAUAUAUAUAUUAGGGCUGUCAAAAUUAACGCGUUAACGCAGGGUGAUUAAUUUGUGGAAUUAACGCAUUAAUUUAUUUAACGCAUUAACGCAUGCGCAAAAUGACCCGCCCAAUAUUUCCCGCUCCAGCACUUGCCGCCGCUAUUUGCCGCCGCUAUUUGCCGCUCUAGAGUUUUGACUGAGACACAAGAUGGAUACUGAACCGAAAGAAGUUGUUGGCCCUUUGGAUGGAAAGUUUGAAUUAAAAAAAAAAAAGAUGGAACACUUAACAAACAUGCAGUGAUUUGCACACUCUGCAAGAAGGAGUUUUCGUUUCACCGAAGCACUUCCAGCCUAAAGUAGCCUACCAUAUCAACGCUAAGCAUGCGUUUGUCGGCUCUUCAAGUUCUGGGGCAAGACCAGGGGGCUUAGUUCAGACAACGCUCACCGAAGGCCGUGCAUUAAGUAAGUCUAUUUCUGAGAACUUGACCCAAAAAAUUGCCAAAUGGAUUGCUGCCGAUUAAUAUUGUCGAGGACAAGGGCCUCGCGGAAGUGUUACAAGUUGCUUCACGCGACGCAUUCUACAAGCCACCGUGAAGAGGCACAGUAAUGACUAAAAUCCACGACCUCUACAAAACGGAAAAGAAAAAGAAAGAAGAGGAUUUGGCUGUAGCUGACUAUGUCGCCCUGACAGGAGACCACUGGACCUCUGUGAGUAACAACAAUUACCUGGGUGUAACUGCACAUCAUAUCACUAAAAAAUGGGAACUGAAGUCGUUUGCGCUAACUACAAUGAAAACAGAAGAGCGUCACUUUGCAGAAGCAUGUGCAGAGCAGUUCCUAACAGUAGCGCGCAAGUGGGAAAUAGAAGUAAAAGUCACAACUACAGGGACCGACUGCGCACGCAAUAUGAUCGCUGCGGCUAGACUUUUGACAUUUGAGCACAUGCCUUGCAUAGCUCACAUCCUACAGAGAAGCAUCACGGUGAGCCUCUCUGACAGCGGAUUUGUGCAUGCAUUGUCCAAGUCUCGCAAAAUUGUGGGCCACUUCAAAAACAGUCCGGCAAACACCGCGGAGCUUCAAGCACAACAAGCUGCCCUUGGACAGAAGCAGGAGCCGCUGGUCCAGGACGUUCCAACACGUUGGAAUUCGACGGUGGAUAUGGUCAAGCGUCUGAACCGCAAUCAAGCAGCAAUAAAAGCAACCCUGGACCAACAGCAGCACAAACUCAUUAUGCUGACACCACCAGAAUGGGACAAGGUGCAAAGACUUGAGACUCUUCUAGAGCCCUGUCGGUAUGUAACUGAGAUCCUGGGUGGGGAGGCCUAUGUAUCCUGCUCUGUUGUACUGCCUGCCCUCUGCCACUUGCGUCGUGUAAUGGAGGUCUCUGAUGAGGACCCUGCAAAUGUGGUGCGAUUUAAGACGGCAUUCAAAGAAGACCUAGCCUCCCGCCAAGAAAAGACCAACAACACAUGGCUCAAGCUUGCAACGGCCCUGGAUCCACGCUUUAAAGACUUGAAGACCCUGCCCAAGAGUGAAAGAGAAGAGGUGUGGACCACACUGGGAGGCAUGCUGCAUGAACAAUCACCAAGAAGGUCUCCACAGACUUCUGAAGAUGGGCCACCCAAGAAGAAAAUGAGCCUGCUCCUACAAAUGUGCUCAGAUUCAGAUUCUGAUGAGGAGGUGCAGCCUGGCAGAGACAUACACAGGUACAGGGCAGAGUCCUGCAUUAGUAUGGAGGACUGUCCAUUGCAGUGGUGGUCUGCUCAUUCAGGAGCCCAUGACAAGCUGGCCCUGCUGGCUCGCAAAUAUCUAGCGACUCCUGCAUCCACAGUUCCAUGUGAAAGACUCUUCUCAGUGGCAGGCCACAUCGUGCAAAAGAAACGGUCAGCCUUACUUUCAGAAAAUGUCAGCCAGUUAGUUUGCCUCAGCAACUGGCUAAAAGAAGAAUAGCCAAGAGACACAUUUUAUUGUACGAAGGUGUGGUAGUUUGUUAAUUUAAAAAAGGGAAAAUGUUCAACCAAUGUUUAACCAUUCUAAACUUAGCAAUGGCUAAGAUGCCCAUAACGUUUGGGAUGACUGUUAUCUUUAAGUUUGAUUAAAAAAAUAAAAAUAAAAAUGUUAUAUGCUCAUAGGCAUUGCAAAGAGACUGGCACAAAACAAAAAUUGAAAUAUGGUGUGGUAUGUUUAAGUUCGAUUUUAUUUUUCAUUAUUAAUAACACCAUCAUCUGGAUUCUUUCAUGAAUAAAAGAACAUGCUAAAUGCCUAUA